Cajanus cajan (pigeon pea) is the source of this 2183-nucleotide messenger RNA. NCBI's taxonomy places the organism in Eukaryota, Viridiplantae, Streptophyta, Magnoliopsida, Fabales, Fabaceae. The record is from RefSeq and is a predicted model, not a curated record.
AGACACGGAUGGUGUUGGGUCACUUGACUUGUAAUUCUAUAAUUCAUUCUCUUUCUUAAUCUCCAACGCCAAAUUCUUCAAAAUCCGAACCCCACCCAGGUGAGGUCAGAUCCGUCUUCUUCCUUUCGUUACUGUUUAGAAGUUUUAUGAUUAUAUGAUCUGAUCCGAAUAGAAUGAAACGAAACGGUUUUGAGCGUUGCAGGGAAAGGGAAUUAAUUUUCCUGUUCUGUUGAGCAGUGGGUGGGACUGAUGUGCAAUGCAGAGAUCACGUGAAGCUCUUCUGGAAAGAAGAGCUUUGGACGACGAACCUGCUAAAUCUGUCUCUGCCUCUUCCUACGGAGUUUCUCUCUCGUUGGUUUUUGUUUUGUGGGGUCUAAUCUUCCUCUUCAGUUUAUGGAUCAGUCACGGUCAUGGUUUCACUCCCACUCCCACAGAUAGAUCUGAAGAACAUUCAGCUCGAUUAUCAAAUUGGAAGGAAGAUAAGCACGGGCAGUGUAAAAGCUCUGAUUCUGCUGAUAAAUGUUUGGUCGAUGCAUACAUUCCUCCUGAGGCUUUACACUCUGAAGAUGAUCAGACUAAUGGUUUUGUUGCUGAGUCACUCCCCCAUGGAGAAACCAGUGAUUAUGCUGUACCUGGUACUUGUAAUAAGGAAGAUUAUGAUACACCCACUAGAGAGGAACAUGAAGUUGAUAGUUGUGAAUCUGCUGUCAGACUCGAGGAUGAUGUACAAAAAUCUGAUCAGUUACCUUGGGCUGUGCCCCUUGGUCUUGAUGAGUUCAAGAGCAGGGCAAUUAGUUCCAAAAUUAAGCCUGGCACUGGUUCAUCUGGAAGUGUAAUGCAUAGAGUGGAGCCUGGUGGUGCAGAAUACAAUUAUGCUUCAGCAUCAAAGGGAGCAAAAGUUUUAGGUUCUAACAAAGAAGCCAAAGGUGCCUCUAAUAUCUUAAGCAGAGACAAAGAUAAGUAUCUUCGAAAUCCAUGUUCUGCUGAAGAGAAAUUUGUCAUUAUAGAACUUUCCGAAGAAACCUUAGUAGAUACAAUAGAAAUAGCUAAUUUUGAGCACCAUUCAUCCAAUUUAAAAGCUUUUGAACUUCUUGGCAGUCUGAGCUUUCCAACUGAUGUUUGGGUUUUUCUUGGGAAUUUUACUGCCUCAAAUGUGAGGCAUGCUCAAAGGUUUGUUCUUCAAGAGCCAAAAUGGGUGAGAUACCUAAAGUUGAAUCUACAAAGUCACUAUGGUUCUGAAUUUUAUUGCACACUAAGUGUAUUUGAAGUUUAUGGUGUGGAUGCUGUUGAGAGGAUGCUGGAGGAUUUGAUAUAUACUCAAGAUAAUCUAUUUGCACCGGAGGAUGGCAAUGCUGAUAAAAAGCCAGCAUCACCCCUUCCUAAUCCUGCUGAGAGUGAAGAUGAUCAUCAAAAUACUUUUGGAGGGAUCAAUUCUGAUCCUGCUUCAGAUAUCUCUUCUGCAAAUCAUGAGAAAGUAAAUAGUAACGUUCCUGAUCCAGUUGAAGAAAUCCGUCAACAAGUUGGCAGGAUGCCUGGGGACACUGUUCUCAAGAUUCUGAUGCAGAAAGUUCGUUCUCUAGACUUAAAUUUGUUUGUUUUGGAGAGGUAUAUGGAGGACUUAAAUUCUAGAUAUGUCAAUAUUUUCAAAGAGUACAGCAAAGACAUAGGAGGAAAAGAUAUACUUAUACAGAAUAUCAAGGAAGACAUUAGGAAUCUCGUUGAACAGCAGGAUAUUAUAAUCAAAGAUGCUAGUGAUCUCCAAUCUUGGAAGUCCCAUAUUUCCAUGCAGUUGGAUCUUCUACUCAGGGACAAUGCUAUUUUGAGGUCCGAGGUUGACGAAGUCCGGAGGAAGCAGGCAUCUUUAGAAAACAAGGGUGUGGUAGUGUUUUUAGUGUGUUGUAUUUUUUCAUUGCUAGUUAUAUUACGGCUUUCUCUAGGUUUGGCUACGAGUGCCUAUAGAGUACUAAAUGUUGAUAGAAAAGAUUACUCCAGGAAAUUUUGUGCGGCUAGCUCUUCCUGGUUCCUCCUAUUAUUGAAUUGUAUCAUUAUUAUUUUCAUAUUAACUUUGUGAUAAUCUAUUUUUGAAAUAUGAUGUCAACUUGUGCGAGAUGCUUGGUGAAUGUGUUGCUUUCGAAAUACAUGUAGAAACUUCAAAGUUAAAUCAAGACUUGAUUUUUCAUUUU